Molecule: messenger RNA, 345 nt
Organism: Dictyostelium discoideum AX4
Lineage: Eukaryota; Evosea; Eumycetozoa; Dictyosteliales; Dictyosteliaceae
Exons: 1
Coding region: 1-345 (114 amino acids)
Source: RefSeq, a predicted model, not a curated record
AUGGAUACACCAAAUAAUAGAGGUAUUAAUAUAAGGUUUGUAACUAAUAAGAAAGUUUUAUGGCCUGAAGAUGUUGCAGCCAAGUUAUUUAGUCAAUAUCAGACGAUGUUGGCGACUAAACUUUACACAAAAGAUAUGGAAAUCGUUGAAAUCUUGUCAGGCACAACACCAUUUAAAGGCGUUUAUACAUUGGAACAAAUUAAAUCAAAGAUUAAGAACCAAAAGCAUUCUUUAUCAAUGAAGAACUUAGCACUUCAAAAAACAUCACAACAAAUUGAUUCUUCACCUCCACAAACUCCAACUGUAAAAAUCUUUACUUUGACUUUAUUUAAAAUUUAUUGGUAA